GUGGGAUAAGUGGUUGAAGAACUUUGAGACGCAUACUAUAGCGAUUCCGUCCGCUUCGAUCGAGGAGUUUGGCUAUGAACCUGGGCUUCCUGAUAGCCAACACUCCGAACGAUUUGGGAUUGCCAUGUUCCAUCAACUUCACUGCUUGGCAACAAUACGAGAGUUUGCAUAUUUGCCAGACGCGAUGCGCAUGCCCAACGGCAAGCCUUUGGAUCACGAUGGGGUGACAUUUUCACCAUUCCACAUGGAUCACUGCUUUAAUUACUUGAGGCAAGCGAUCGAGUGCUUCGCUGAUCCGACGGUUGAGUGGGCGAAGAUUAACGAACACGGAGAACGGCGAGGAAUCCAAGGUUGGGGCAUUCCUCAUUAUGAAUGUCGCGAUCACGAUUCGCUGGAAGAAUUCGCUUUGGAGCAUCAUACUGUCCAUUAAACAGAUUGAUCUCUACUGCCAUGCGAUAUAUACCUUAAUUUUAUUGCCAUCGCUCCUGGCUGAUUAAAUCUUACUCUCUAGCAGAUUAUCAAAUUUGGCAACCAAAAC
Truncatella angustata is the source of this 538-nucleotide messenger RNA. RefSeq lists its product as uncharacterized. Gene Ontology annotation, biological process: mycotoxin biosynthetic process. The transcript has 2 exons. The record is from RefSeq and is a predicted model, not a curated record. NCBI's taxonomy places the organism in Eukaryota, Fungi, Ascomycota, Sordariomycetes, Amphisphaeriales, Sporocadaceae. The coding region runs from base 125 to 430 and encodes 101 amino acids.